Polypterus senegalus (gray bichir) is the source of this 920-nucleotide messenger RNA. RefSeq names its product mitochondrial ribosomal protein S12 (gene mrps12). The transcript is spliced from 3 exons. Gene Ontology annotation, biological process: translation. Gene Ontology annotation, cellular component: small ribosomal subunit; ribosome. Bases 142 to 615 code for a protein of 157 amino acids. NCBI's taxonomy places the organism in Eukaryota, Metazoa, Chordata, Cladistia, Polypteriformes, Polypteridae. Gene Ontology annotation, molecular function: structural constituent of ribosome. The record is from RefSeq and is a predicted model, not a curated record.
UUGAACAACAUCCGGUCGAAUAAACACAGCUUCCGAGUCAAGAGACUUGCAUGGUGUCGGAGUAGGAGGUGAAGUAGAAGGAAAGGCUUAAAACCAAUGAAUCUUGACUGGCAUACAGCUUGAAGAUUUUCAAAUGAGAUCAUGACAUACUCUGGACUUCUAUUGAAAACAUUCCGACUGCCGCUCACCUGUAGACCAUGUGUACUACUAUCUUCAAUUCUACCAAACCUCAGGAGUCCUCUACUAGCAUCUUCAAUUUUCACUCCUUUUCAAUCACGUGAUAUGGCCACUCUUAACCAGAUGCAUCGGCAGGGCAAGCCUCGACCAGGUCCCCCCAAAGCAAACCAUUUGUCUGGACAUCCACAACUUAAAGGUGUAGUGUUGAAGACUAUGAUCCGCAAACCCAAGAAACCCAACUCUGCAAACCGCAAGUGUGCUCGGGUACGACUGAGCAAUGGCAAGGAAGUGGUGUGUUUCAUCCCAGGGGAGGGACAUAAUCUACAGGAACACAACAUUGUUUUAGUGGAAGGCGGCCGCACACAGGACUUGCCUGGUGUGAAACUCAAGAUUGUCCGUGGAAAGUAUGACUGUGCCCAUGUUCAAAAAAAGAAGUAGCCCAAGGACUCUGAUUGCAUGUGACAAUAAACUAGUGUCCAUUACAGAUGACUGCCUGCAUUUCUUUGAGAGCAGAGGAAGGUAGCACCAUUACUAAGGCACAUCAGAAUGAGACGGUCCUCCUCAAAACAAGUCUCUUGGUAUGUUAAGUUUGUGUCCAUCAAUGUGUUGAUCAAUAUUUGUCUGUAAAAAGAACCCAGAGUGAUUUAAGAGCAUAUGAAAGGAGCUUCAUGCUAGAUCAAUAUACUGUGUAAAAGAGAUUUGUUUUGUAAAAUUGGAAUAAAUACAAUUUACAUUUUAGAAGU